AUCCUUCUUGAAGCACUGACAACAUCAUGGUUUCCUCCACCACAUUGUUCCUGCGGACAGCAAGCAACCUGAGCAGAACAUCACCCAAGUCGCGAUACCUCGCACGAACAUUCGCAUCCUCGAGCCGCCGAUAUGAGAUCAAUAAAGUCGUUCCUUCCGCGUCCGAAGCGAUCAAGGACAUGAAAAGCAAUUCUACACUCCUCUGCGGUGGAUUCGGACUCUGCGGUGUCCCAGAUACCCUCAUCAAUGCCGUGGAAAGCAGAUCAGACAUCACGGGCCUCACAGCAGUCUCCAACAAUGCCGGUGUACCGGGCUCAGGACUUGGAAAACUGCUGGAGUCGAAGCAGAUCAAGAAGAUGAUUGCGAGCUAUGUGGGAGAAAACAAGGUGUUCGAGAAGAUGUACCUCAAUGGAUCGAUUGAGCUCGAGCUGUCGCCGCAAGGAACGCUGGCUGAAAGAUGCGCGGCGGGUGGAAAGGGUAUACCUGCGUUCUACACACCGGCGGCAUUUGGAACGGUUGUGCAGACCGGCGAGCUUCCUCUUAAGCACAAUAGUGAUGGUUCUGUGGCGCAGUACUCGACGCCGAAGGAUGUCAAGGUGUUUGAUGGCAAGAGCUAUGUCAUGGAGGAGUCGAUCAAGGGCGACUACGCAUUUGUUAAAGCAUGGAAGGCGGAUCGACUGGGCAAUGUCAUGUUCCGAUUCGCAGCGCACAACUUCAACGGAGCAAUGGCCAGGAACGCGAAGAACACCAUUGUUGAGGCAGAGCACAUCGUCGAGCCGGGUGAGAUCGAUCCGGCGGCUGUGCACGUUCCCGGAAUCUAUGUAUCGAAGGUCGUCCAAAGCACGACGGAGAAGAACAUCGAGAAGAUCGUCAACGCAAAGAGCCCAGAAGAGCAAAAGGCCGGCGCGCUUGGAUCAGGAGACACGGCUAGCAAACGUGAGCGUAUCGUGCGGAGAGCGGCGAAGGAGUUCAAGAAUGGUCAAUACGCCAACCUCGGGAUCGGCAUGCCUAUGCUUGCUCCCAGUUUCGUGGACGAGUCCGUGGAGGUACAACUCCAAUCUGAGAACGGCAUUCUCGGUCUUGGACCUUAUCCAGCCAAGGGCAGGGAGGAUCCUGAUUUGAUCAACGCUGGCAAAGAGACCGUCACUCUCCGCCCUGGCGCCGCUGUCUUCGGAUCCGAAGAGUCAUUUGGCAUGAUCCGCGCUGGACGCAUUGACCUCACAAUUCUAGGUGCCAUGCAAGUCAGCGCGAAAGGAGACUUGGCCAACUGGGCGCUGCCCGGGAAGAUCAAGGGCUUCGGAGGUGCGAUGGAUUUGGUUUCGAAUCCCGAUAAGACAAAAGUCGUGGUGACGAUGGAGCAUACCGACAAGAAGGGCGGAGCGAAGAUCCUGAAUCAGUGCCAGUUCCCGUUGACGGGCAAGGCGUGUGUUUCGCUGAUUAUUACCGAGCUGGCUGUGUUUGAAGUCGACUUUACGAGCGGAUUGACACUGAUCGAGCACGCCGAGGGUGUCACGGUCGAUGAGAUCAAGUCGAAGACGGAGGCACCAUUCAAGGUCUCCGAGAACUUGAGGGUCAUGCAGCAGUAGAAAGGAUUUGAGAACGAUAUGAGGUGUGCUCG
This is a messenger RNA of Zymoseptoria tritici IPO323, 1618 nucleotides long. RefSeq names its product beta ketoadipate:succinyl-CoA transferase, TR1 (gene TR1). Lineage: Eukaryota; Fungi; Ascomycota; Dothideomycetes; Mycosphaerellales; Mycosphaerellaceae. The transcript has 3 exons. Bases 27 to 1586 code for a protein of 519 amino acids. Gene Ontology annotation, molecular function: succinyl-CoA:3-oxo-acid CoA-transferase activity. The record is from RefSeq and is a predicted model, not a curated record. Gene Ontology annotation, biological process: ketone body catabolic process.